AAACAAAAAGUUACUAGUAUAAUGUAUAAAUCUCUAUAGAGAGGAAGAAAUAAAGAUUUAGUAUUAUGGCCAGUGGGUGGACAAAGUUAUUACAAUGCAAAUCAAGAGCAUUCGAAGAUGUUUACAAUCCAUAUCCAAAAAUUCUCUUACCCAGUGCUAGUUGUAGAAAAAGCGUUCAAAAUAUCAAUGAUAUCGUUGAUAUUCCAAAGCCCAAGUCCAAAAAACCCAAGCCCGUAACCACCGUUAAAUCAGGAGCCGCCACCAUGAACCGUUCCCGAAGCACCGUGGGAACUAGUUCAUCUUCUCGUGCAAUCACUGAACUUCCGGAGGGACAUUCAUCACGGAAUGUUGUGGAUAUUAUUUUCCAGACGAGCUGGGGUAAGGAGUUUCCGGGUCGGGUUGAAAUGAUAUUCAAGGUGGAGAACGGAGGACGAGCAAUGUCGCGGUUUGAAGAGUUUCGUGAGGCGGUGAAAGCAACUCGGGUAUCUGAGGGAAAGAAUUGGGAGGAAAAUGCGAGGUGUGUUGCGGAUGGGAAUGAGGUGAUGCAGUUUUAUUGUUUGGGUCCGGCUGAAGACGGCGGAUCCCACGGUGGUUGGUCUUUUCCGGAGAGGAAGGGGACGGCGAUACGGACGUUUUCAGGGAGUGGUUGUGCGCAUGAGAAUGGCGGGGGAGGGGAGGGUAGAUGGGCAAUGCUGGUGUGUCGGGUUGUAGCGGGUCGGGUUUUGAAGCAACUCGGGUAUUUGGACUCGUUGUUGGAUAAGCGAGUGGGGUUUGACUCAGUGAGUGGGGAUAAUGGCGAGUUGCUGGUGUUUGAUGCGCGUGCGGUGUUGCCGUGUUUUCUUAUUAUUUACAGGUUGUGAAAAUAAAGAGAAAUUAUUUGCAUGUCUCUUUAUUAAAUUUUUAAUAAAAAAAUUAUAUAUAUUUUCAUUAUUUGAGAUUCUGAAAUGCUUUUAUGCACAAUGGAUUAAUGGUCACAUUUUUUGUUUGUUUUGGGUUCUGGCUAAUAUUUUGGUGUAAUGUAAUU
This is a messenger RNA of Vicia villosa (hairy vetch), 1024 nucleotides long. RefSeq lists its product as uncharacterized. The coding region runs from base 66 to 860 and encodes 264 amino acids. The record is from RefSeq and is a predicted model, not a curated record. The transcript has a single exon. Lineage: Eukaryota; Viridiplantae; Streptophyta; Magnoliopsida; Fabales; Fabaceae.